Molecule: messenger RNA, 1004 nt
Organism: Humulus lupulus (European hop)
Lineage: Eukaryota; Viridiplantae; Streptophyta; Magnoliopsida; Rosales; Cannabaceae
Product: NDR1/HIN1-like protein 10
Exons: 1
Coding region: 59-718 (219 amino acids)
Cellular component (GO): plasma membrane
Source: RefSeq, a predicted model, not a curated record
UGCCUUCUCAUAUCGAGUUUUUUCUCACUCUCGAACGUACGUACCAUAUUCGAAUAUAAUGUCAGAUAUUGAGAAACAAACCACUAAAAAUGGGACCGACUCUGAGUCAACUCCGGAGCCCAAAAGCCGCAAAGCCUUGAUUCUGAAGAUCGUGGCAGCCGUGGUUGUCCUAAUUGGACUCACCAUACUAUUCUUCUGGAUCGCCGUCAACCCCCGGAAGAUGAAAUUUCACGUCACCGAAGCUUCUUUCACUCAGUUCAGUCUCUCCAAUGACAACACUACUCUUCUCUACAACCUCCGCCUUUACGUCACCGUUCGUAACCCUAACAAGAGAAUAGGGUUCCAGUACGACCUCGUUGAGGCCGAAGCUUACUACUACGGCGAGAAAUUCGACUCCGGGAAUCUGUUGUCGUUUUACCAACCGCCCAAAACCACACGGGCUGUGGACAGGUGGUUUUCGGGACAACGGAAGGUGUCGUUAGACACCGACGAGGUUGUUGAGUUCAAUGAGCGGAAUCGUAAUUCUGGGGUUUACCCUGUUGAUGUGAAGAUUCAUUUCUAUACUAGCGUGAGAUUGGGAAGUAUGAACAUUGGCGAUUUCAAGGUUAAGGUUAAAUGUGGUUUGAAGGUUCCUCUGAGUGGGACUAGCGCUACUGCUUUCACUACUACCAAGUGCGACGUUGAUUUCAAUCCACUUCUCGUAAUUUACAGUGACUGAAAUCGAUCGCUAUUAUCCCCGUUGGUUAGGGCACAUUGGAUUUUUUUUCUUUUUUAAAUGUUUGUACUAGUUAUUUAAUGUGUCGUUUUUCUUUAUUUAGAGCUUCCUACUUAAUAUUCAUUUAAGAUUCAUGGUAACGGUUUAGGGGACAUAUAUCACAUAUGUACUUGUUAUUUAAAUUUAAAUUUAAGGGUAUUAGCGGUCGCAAGGCAGCUCAUUACAUGUAGCUCGUCUUAGUAGUAACAAUUUUAGUUGUGUUAUAAACGGUUGCAUGUUCGUUGCAAUG